GAAGCCACAAGUCAGAGAAGAGAGUGCUUAAUCAACACUCCAAGGCAGGUGAGAUGCUCAGGUCACAGACAGACAGAAAAAAAGGGGUUGAGAGUCUGCUGGUUCCAGAUUUGAAGAGCAUCCUCAUUGAAGUCAAUGCAGGGUGACCUGACGAGACUCCAUGAACUGUGAGAAGCUGUGAAGGUACAGGUUCUGGUGGCAACAUGACUGAGAAGUGAACUUGGGACUAAUAUCUGACAAACUCCAGAUACCACAUUGAGAAAGACAACAGGUGUAUAUUCUGCAAAACCAACCAGAAAUUUGUGCACCUCGUCGGGGCUAGUGAAGAUGGAGUCUGCUUUCUCACAUGUAAAGUGGGAACCUGAGGAAAAAGCUGAAGAGCCAUCUCUAAGGGGUCUGGGAUUGCAUCGCAGACGAGAAUUCAUCCCAGAGGAAAAGAAAGAUGCAAUCUACUGGGAGAAACGCUGCAAGAAUAAUGAGGCAGCCAGACGUUCAAGAGAAAAAUGGAGGAUCAAUGACUAUGUUCUGGAGACACGAUUGGUUUCGAUGAGUAAGGAGAACACUCGUCUGCGAGCUGAGCUGUUGGCACUAAAGCUUCUGUAUGGUCUUCUCAGCACUGGGGUGUCUUAUUCUUCAUCUCAAAGAGCCCUGUCUCAACUGCACCCACUGGCCCCAAAACCUCUGGUCUCCUGCCCAGACAAAGACCUCUGCUGGGGUAGAAGGCAAGAUAGAGAGUCUUCCAAUCUAUCUGGAAACCAGCAGCCACCUGUUUGUCUGGGUACCCUCCAUGGGUCAGCAUUCCAGCCUACAAACCCUAUGGGCUUACAAAGAAAUUACCCAUUUAGCCUAGAUAUUCCCAGCCUCCCUUCUCCUACAACUACACCUUUACUCUUACCUCCACACCUUGCCCCAGCAGCUGCCCCUUGGGCAGGUCGACCCCUGCUCCAGCCAGGAAAUCAGAGGAUCUUGUCAGAUGAGGAAGGUGAACAGAAGGCACCGGCAGAUUCCAGCACUGCACUGCCUCAUAAACUCAGAUUGAAGACGCAAAACUCACAGCACAAAAACUAUGGCACUAAAUCUACAUCUCCAAUCCCAGUAUAUAUGCCAGAUUGAAAACAAACAGGCACUAGGGUAGAAUAACUCUCGCAAAUAAGUAAUAACUUUGACAUCGGGAAAGAAAUGGUUAUUUCUGAUACCUCAAAUUUACUGUAAGAAAAAAUGGAAAAGACAGGGGGAAAAAAUUAAUUAGAGAUUGGAUCUGUACAUACAUACUGGACCAUUUUAAGUUUGGGUGUCAUGAGUAAACCAUUUUCAAAAUCUGAAGCACACUGUAUGAUAAUAGCAAUACAGGUUGUCAGUUUCUUUAAAAAAGAAAAAAAAGAAAAAGAAAAACACAGUUCAGACCCAACACACGCUUGUGCAAAAAAAAAAAAAAAAAAAAAAACGAACAGAAUACAGGUGUCUCAAGACAUGUUUUUAACAGUUUAAGUUAUUUUUAACUUGACACGGCAUCUGAAAAAAGCUCCCGCUUGAGAUACAUAGCACAACAGUCAAAGACAUCCAUCUAGUGCAUGCUUACAUAGAAAGAAUAUUGAAAAGCAGCAUGGACAGAUGCAAAAACACAUUCGGUGUGAACUGCCCCUAAUACCUCAGGAAUAAGUGACUGUUUAACAACCAAAAAAUAAGGCAUAUGUAGAUGAGACCAAAAUGUUUAAGCUGGCCAUUUUAGUUAUUUAUUUAUUUAUUUAUUCAUUCCCCUUUUUUUUCCCAAUUUGGAAUGCCCAAUUCCCAAUGUGCUUUUAAGUCCUUGUGGGCAUGUAGUGAUUUGCCUCAGUCUG
Molecule: messenger RNA, 1838 nt
Organism: Myxocyprinus asiaticus (Chinese sucker)
Lineage: Eukaryota; Metazoa; Chordata; Actinopteri; Cypriniformes; Catostomidae
Product: nuclear factor interleukin-3-regulated protein-like
Exons: 2
Coding region: 328-1113 (261 amino acids)
Biological process (GO): regulation of DNA-templated transcription; circadian rhythm
Cellular component (GO): nucleus
Molecular function (GO): DNA binding; DNA-binding transcription factor activity
Source: RefSeq, a predicted model, not a curated record